Messenger RNA from Exophiala oligosperma, 612 nucleotides. RefSeq lists its product as uncharacterized. The transcript has a single exon. The record is from RefSeq and is a predicted model, not a curated record. Bases 1 to 612 code for a protein of 203 amino acids. NCBI's taxonomy places the organism in Eukaryota, Fungi, Ascomycota, Eurotiomycetes, Chaetothyriales, Herpotrichiellaceae.
AUGUCUGCAGCAAAAGCAACUCCUGUCCUCGACUCUGCAGAUGCCAUCGACCGAUUCCUUCGCGGAUCUGCGGCAGCCUCUGCCUGGACACCUUCUCCCACCAUCAAAGGAGUUACGCCAGUCAAGGGAGGUUCGACGAACCACACAUUCAGGCUACAUUUUCACAAGCUACUUGAAUCGACUGGUGUUCCUGGAGACUCCUUUUCCCCUACAAGCGCCAUUUUCAAGUACUUCCCUGACAACAUUCUUCUGACCCCGGAAAUCAGCUUCAGUAGCGGGCGCCAGGCCUUCGAAGCUCGCGCUCUGACUGAUCUCGCCAAGCAUCUAGACUCUGCACCACGAAAGGGCGUUCAGGUCAGCCUACCCAAGUUACUGCACGCAGAUUUGGAUGAACAUUUCAUCAUCGUCGAGGAUCUAAGCCCAGAAUGCGACCUUGGCCAUCUGAAUCCCAGGGCUUCAAUCAACUGCGCACAGUUUGUUGGCCAGGUGGGCACAGAUCCGUCCAAGACUCGGGCCGCCGUCAAUGUUGCUCGAGCUCUGGGGACCUGGCUUUUCAACUUACACUCCCUUGGCCGGGAAAUGCGACUGAAGCUCCCAAGACAACGUUCCUAG